This is a messenger RNA of Lagenorhynchus albirostris (white-beaked dolphin), 3272 nucleotides long. RefSeq names its product zinc finger protein 177-like. Gene Ontology annotation, molecular function: DNA-binding transcription repressor activity, RNA polymerase II-specific. NCBI's taxonomy places the organism in Eukaryota, Metazoa, Chordata, Mammalia, Artiodactyla, Delphinidae. The record is from RefSeq and is a predicted model, not a curated record. Gene Ontology annotation, biological process: negative regulation of transcription by RNA polymerase II; regulation of immune system process; regulation of cytokine production. The transcript has 9 exons. Bases 553 to 2325 code for a protein of 590 amino acids.
CGCCCCGGCCUCCGGCCGGCGCUCCCGGGCGGCGGCCCUUCCCGCGAGAGUCCGGGCCCGCUCGGCCAGCGGAGGUCCGGGCGGCAGCUCUGGGUGGAGGCGGGUCGGCCAGGCCUUGUCUUCAUCCGCGAUGCUCCCGAUUUCAAAAGGCUCCAGAGCAACCUUUGGGUCCUUUCUCCACAAGGGAAAGGAAUAGUAUCUCUGUCGUUCUCGUCCCGGCACUCCGGCCCCAAUGGCCCCCUGUCCCCGGGUCCCGGUGAGCACUCGGUGGCUUUGUUCCGGCCGUGGGUGUCGGUUAUUGAAGUUUGAGAGAUGGCUAAUGAAUGAUGCUUGAUGACAGAUGAGAAAUGCCUCCUGCAUAAAGAUUGAUGGUAUGAGGCAAGACUCCUACUUAAUCAAGAGGAAUUGAGAUUAACUUAUCCAUUAAAUUCAGAAACUGUCUUGAAGAGACUUUGGGAAUAAGACAUGUUAAGGCAGAUUUCAUUAACAGAUUCACAGGAUGCCAGCCAUUGACCUUUUCCCUUGUGAUUGGGAGAUUUGUCUUAAUGCCAGAUGGUCAGCACCUCAGUGGAAUAUUUUGGAUGGGAAAAAAUCCAGUGUGGUGGAAAUGGAGAGAAACUACAUUGGAGAGAAAUCAAUUUUAACCAUUGUGAAGAAGCCUUGAAUGAACACUCAUGCCUUAAGGCUCAAAGGAAAACUUACAUUAGAAAGAAAACUUGUCUGCAUGCUCCAGUCCAGGAGCCUGGCCAGGAGGGAGACACAAGAGGAAGAAUGGCUGCAGGAUUGCUGACAACCUGGUCACAGGACUUGGUGACCUUCGAGGAAGUGGCAGUGGACUUUUCACAGGAGGAGUGGGCACUGCUGGACCCUGCUCAGAAAAUCCUGUACAGAGACGUGAUGCUGGAGAACUUUAGGAACCUAGCCUCAGUGGCAGGGUAUCAUCUCUGCAAACACAGUCUGUUCACCGAGGUGGAGCAGGAAGAGCUGAGGCCAGAGCAGAGACGAAUUCUCCAAGGUGCUUAUAGAGACCAGGAUACUCAACUUAAAUCAAAAGACGCAAUUCUUACACAGAAUGUUCCUGGGGAAAAAACUUCCAAUGGCAUAAAAACGGUGAGAUUCACUAGAAAUGGUUCCUGGUUUUUUAGAAUGGGAGAACUCUGUGAAUUUCAAGGAAUUAAAACAGCAGCAGCACCCAAACAAGGGGAGACACUUGAGGCAACAACUCACCCUGGUGAGAAACCAAUGGAAUUUAAUCAUUGUGGAAAAUUCUUUAGAAAGAACUGUCACCUUAUUUGUCCAAGAUAUUGCAAGAGAGAGAAAUGCAACAAAUAUAAAGAAUAUGGGCAAGACUCUGGCCAUCCCUCAACUCUUAGGAGUCAUGUGAGUACUCACACUGGAGAGAAAAUUAUUGAAUUUAAUGGUUGUGGAAAAUUUUUCAAUCAAGAGUCAUCCCUUAGGAAACACUUAACUCUCACAGGAGAGAAAUCUUCUGAGUGUAAUCAACAUCUUAUGUCCUUCAACUUACACUCUUCCUUUUCAGUACAUCAACAAAUACCUACUGGAGAGAAACUCUGUGAAUGCAGUGACUAUGGAAAAAGAUCUUCCCUUAGUUUCCACAAAAAAAUGUGUACUGUGGAGGAAAGCUCAAAAUGUAAUGAACAUGAGAAAGUUUUCACUGGCCCCUUGUCCCUUCAGAUAUGUGUGAGACCUCAUGCUGGAGAGAAACGUUAUGAAUGCAGCAAUUGUGGGAAAGCCUUUGUUUUUCAGUCUUCCCUUAAGAAACAUGUGAGAUCACACACUGGAGAGAAACCUUACGAGUGUAAUCAUUGUGGAAAAUCCUUCAGCCAGAGCUCUCAUCUUAAUGUGCACAAAAGAACUCACACUGGAGAGAAACCCUAUGACUGUAAGGAAUGUGGCAAGGCUUUCACUGUUCCUUCAUCCCUUCAGAAACAUAUGAGAACACACACUGGAGAGAAACCCUAUGAAUGCAGUGACUGUGGGAAAUCCUUUAUUGAUCAGUCAUCCCUUAAGAAACAUACACGAUCUCACACUGGAGAGAAACCUUAUGAGUGUAAUCAAUGUGGAAAAUCCUUCAGUACAGGCUCUUAUCUUAUUGUGCACAAGAGAACUCACACUGGAGAGAAAACCUAUGAGUGUAAAGAAUGUGGGAAGGCCUUUAGGAAUUCCUCUUGCCUAAGGGUACAUAUGAGAACUCACACAGGAGAGAAGCCCUAUAAAUGUAUUCAGUGUGGAAAAGCAUUCAGCACCAGCACUAACCUUAUAAUGCACAAACGAAUACAUACUGGACAGAAACUAUAUGAAUGAAAUGACUACAGGCUAGCCUUAGGUCCUUCACAUCUCACUCAUUUUAGAACUCACUCUGGAGAGAAACCCUAUUGUGACCAAUUUAGAAAGCCUUCAGGCACAACUCUUUAGUCACGUUAUACUGGAACCAACCUUAUAAAUGUUAUGGUUCUGUGAUUGUAUUUAUCAGUGAGUGUUUAAUCUUUAAAGUGUGACAACUCAUUAAUUGAUGAGUAUUAAAGAUUAUACAGCACUCUAAAUUCCCCUUGAUCUACAUCACAAAAGUUUUGAUACAUAAUGUUUUUAUUGUAAUUAAGUACUAAAUAUUGUCCAUUUCUCAUCAAGAUGUCUUGGACCAAACUAUAGGUUAUUUAGAAAUAUAUAUUUUAAUAUGCAGACUCUGUGCAUAUUUUAGUUAUCUUUUAGUUAUAGAUUUCUAAAUUAAUUGCAUUAUGCACAGAAUGCAUGGUCUUCAUGACACAGAUUCUAUAAGACAUAGAUUCAAACAAAAUUAUUAGAGACUUGCUACAUGGCCUAAUGUGUGAGACAAAAGAAGUUGCUGUCCCAAUAUCCAUUCCUCCCCUCCUUCUUUCAAGUAACAAUACAACUGUGUUCAAAUUAGCAGUGUGGACAGUUCUUAAGGAUUCAUCUCCCAGCUUUCCUUGCAGCUGUGAGUGCCCAUGAGCCCACAGUCCUGGCCAAUGAGAAAGGAGGCAGAGGUCACUGCUUGUGGGUUCUAAAGAAUUCCAUGGAAAUGGGAGCAUCGCAUUUGGCGUUUUCACUUUACCAUUUGCCCUUUGUCUUAUCUCUUCUUUUUUCCUAGAGAAUAGACCAAUAGGAUGACAGUCAUACACUACUGAUUAUAUAAUAAGGACAUAGUAUUUAGCUAUGUAUAAGCAACUAUGGGUUGCUUAUUUCUGGACUUCUUGUAACAUGAAAAAAAUAAACUAACUGGUUUAACACUCUUG